Messenger RNA from Calliphora vicina (urban bluebottle blowfly), 9809 nucleotides. It is a transcript of the gene Ncoa6, whose product is annotated as Nuclear receptor coactivator 6. Bases 1445 to 9730 code for a protein of 2761 amino acids. The transcript has 5 exons. Gene Ontology annotation, biological process: positive regulation of transcription by RNA polymerase II. Lineage: Eukaryota; Metazoa; Arthropoda; Insecta; Diptera; Calliphoridae. The record is from RefSeq and is a predicted model, not a curated record. Gene Ontology annotation, cellular component: transcription regulator complex; histone methyltransferase complex; nucleus.
GUCGCGAAGUGGAAGUCAAAUGCAAAUGGCGGUUGUUAUUGUUCGUGGUCGAAAAUUUUUACAACACGAAUUUUUUUUACAAUUUUCAUCUAGAAUAUACAAUUUAAUUGUAAUAAAUUUUUGCAAAUCUUAAAAUAUAAUUUCUUAAUAAUACGUGUGUAUAGAAAUUCAAUUGUAAAGUGUUAAUAUAAACAGUGAAAAUUUCGAUUAAAAAAAUUGGUCUUUGGAAGAGAAGAAAAAAAAAUUGUCGUCAAUCAUAUUUUUUCUGGCCCCUUGCUACCAAUACAACAACAACAAGAAGUAAAAAAAGUUGAUACUUCGUAUGGUUCGUUUUCUACGCCUGUGAAUAUUUUUUGGUCGCGCUGUUUGAUCUCCAAAUAAGCUUCUUGUGUUGUGUUAGGAGGCCUCCUCCUCUAGUUACCAAAAAAAAUAAUAAAUACAAAAAUCGUGAAAAGUUACAAAUAAACUAAUAAACUGGUCAUUAUUUCAAGAAUAUGACAUGAAGUCCUCAAAACGCUAAGAGAAAAAUGUUUGGAUAAAUAUUUACAAAGGAGAAAAAUAACAUGUUGGUUUAAAACCUUCGACAUAAUAAAUAUCUUGUAAAGUUAAAAAUAAAACAAAUAAUAUAAAAUUUCCUUUAAAGUCAUAAAAAUAUUGAAUACAAAAGUUCAUAUUAAAAAACUACUCGUUAAGAAUGGUGCAAAAAAUUCCACUUAUAAAGUAGUCAUUAUAGUGUUUUGACAAUUUGUUGAUGAAAUAAAUAAAAAUCGUGAGAGAAGAAAAACUAAUACUACUACUUAAUAAUAAGAAACUCCCCAAACAAAACGUAACGCAACAGCAAAAGAAUAAUAAAAUAAAAAAGGAGAAUAUCACAUCACGUCUCUUAUAAAAUGCAGCUCUGCAGAAGUGACAAAAGUGGCAGGUAUAUCAGAAACGUAACGUAACGUGAUAUAUGCCAUGAUUUUGUUUAUUGUUUUGAAAAUAAGUUUUUUUUAAUAAAAGAAAAAAAAAUAAUUCAUAUUAAAAAAACAUUUUAAAAAGUAUAGAGUUGCCAUACUAUAAAAAGAAGCUUUGUUUAAAAAUUCAACAAAUGUGUACAUUAAAAAUAUUAAUAUUACAUUGUUUGCUACCACCGCUAAGUGCUUCAAAUGUUUUAUUACGAAAAUGGCAAAAUUGUGGUCAUAGAUUUAAAAUUUAAAAUAUUAAUUACUAUAAUUUGUGUUAAAAUAUUAUUAUCUUUAAUUAAUGAUUGUGAAGAAACAGUAGCAGAAAUAACCGUAAACAAAUGAAAGUUUUAAUUUUUUGUAUGUAUGAAUAUCUUCGCGCGAUUUCUGCUAAUUUAAGAAUUAGUGAAUAUUCGCUUAUUUUUUAUAAUAAUUAAAAUAAAUUCUAUAAAGAAAACCAGACAGCUCCCCGUCAAGUGUGAUUGUCGUCGUGUGAUGAUAUGCAACUUAAACAGCAGAUUGAACCGUGUAUGCGGAUAACAGUGCAAAUCCCUAAGGAUGCGGCGCAAAGGUUACGCCAAUUGGCUACCGAGGGUAAUCCUACACUACGGGCCCUUGGUAUACGGUCCGUGCAACUAGAGGGAGAUUCUCUGAUAUCACUCAAUCUUGGUGGUCAACAGAUUGAUGUCAAAGUUUCAGACAUUUCAUCUGUUGUUAGCCAUGAGACGUCCGGUACGUCUAUUAGUGGUAUUGGAAGCGGAGGAGUUGGAAUAGGAAGCGGAGAAGGUUGCAAUACAGAUAUAAGUGAUUUAUCACAAUUACUCAAUGUGGGAAAUCUUGUUGGUCCUAGUACAAGUAGUGCUUUUGUGAAAUUGCCGCAAGCUCAGUUGCAACAACAUCCGCAGCAGCAGCAGUCACCCACAUUACUUCAACAACAGCAGCAACAGCAACGAGGGAAUAUGCCUCCAAAUAUAAAUUUUGGUUCAAAUGUUGGUGUUGGUGGCCUGGAUGCUGGGACUUUGUCUCUACAGCAACAGCAAAUGUUGCAACAACAGCGUCGUAAUAUGAUGCUGGGCGGUCCUAGUACAAGUAAUGCCGCGAUUAAACAUCAGCAGCAAAAUGCUUUCAAUACCGUACUAGCAACACAGCAAAAUCUCCAACAACAACAACACCAACAGCAACAACACCAACUGCAACAACCUGUAUUCAAGUCACCGAAUACGGUUUGCCCCAUGGAUGGCAAAGUGCCUGUACCACCUCUCCCUGUAGGAGCUGGAAACACUGCAAAUUCACGAGAAUUUCCUUUUGAAAGCAUGCGACAAGCUCGUGUUUUGCAGGGCCGUGAUAAUUCCCUCAAUACGGUGGGCUCAUCCUCGUCAACUAUACCAACGCCUGGUGGAAUACCUUUGGCUGCUGGUAAACCUGCGGUGGGUAGUGUACCAGGCAACAGCGUUGGCGGCAUUCCUCACCAACUUAUGGGUUCAUUGGGCCCACCGCCUAACGUUGCGCUUAAAGUGAUAAAAAAUCCUCAAAGUGGUGAAAUGAUUACUACAACUGUUUCUACAGCUUCUGGUAAAUCACAGUUUUUACAGCCACCUCCUCCACCUUAUCCGGGUGUUGGUACAUUGAACUCUCCCGCCUCCCAAAAUUCUCCUGCUUUAGCGAAGCCAAUAUCAAGCUACUUGCAAUCACGAGUAGUGCCACCCUCAACGCCAACAGCAUCACCAACUGGAAUUACAGGCUCUAGCAACAACAACAACAGCAGCAAUAAUAUUGCGAUGUCUUCACCGCUUUUGGUGAAUCUGCUACAGAAUGACAGUAAUUCGGUGGCAAAUCAACAUGGCAAUCAAGUAAAAUCAUCGCCGUUGCCUUCUCCACAACAUCAACAGCAGCAGCAUCAGCAGCAGCCGCAUCAGCAGCAACAGCAACAACAUCAUCCACAACAACUGCCGCUUAUGCAUCAACAGCAACAGUCUCCCAUGAUGGCGGCGAUGAGUCCUCAGCAACAAAUCAUGAAUUCUCCAUUGCGAACCACAACACCGGGUUGCGAAUUCAUGAUGCAACAACAUUCAAGUCAGGUGCAGCAACAAAUUGUCUCGGCACCUGGUACCCCAGAAAAUGUUCUAAGUGUGCCUUCUUCUCCUACUGCGGCAACGAAUGCCAUGCGUUCUAUGCCACCAGGUUCGCAGCAAAUCAUGUUGAGUCCAAGUAAUAGCAAUAUAUACGCCCAGCAACAGCAGCAGCAACAACGUUUUCAACAACAGCAACAAAUUUCACCCCAGCAAGCAGCAAUGUUGCGUCAGCAACGUCAACAGCAGUUGCAGACAGUUAAUCAGUUACAAAAUCAACAACGUUUCAUACCGCAGCAGCAGCAGCAACAACAGCAAAUCUUGCAGCAAACAAUGGGUGUUAAUACAAUGUUAGGAAACCAACAACAGCAACAAAUGAGGCAGUUGCGAGUUGGUGCAGGUGGUGGUGGCGUUGGCGUUUUAACGCAUCAAACUCCACACUCGCCCUUGCAGCAGCAACAUUUACAGCAACACCAACAGCGUAUUAUUGGACAACAGCAACAACAAUAUAUGUCUGUCAAUGCUGGCAACAUGUCACCAGCAGCUGCUCAUUCACCCGCCUCCAGUCAUCAUUCGAUGCAUAGUCCCCACAUGGCAUCUCAACACUCACACCAACAACAACUACUUUCACCUUCGACAACACCAGCACAGUCUCCUCUCACAGCGCCUCAGCAUCUAACGCAACAAUUGCUACCACCACCUCCACCACAAUCCCCCUCGACAACAGGUCUUACGCAUAAUGCUUCUUCCUCCAUUCACAUAGUACCUUCUUCACCGUCUACGCCAAGUAUGAAUCUACAGCCACCACCAGAUUACAAUCAAGCGGCUGCAUCUUCAAGAUGGCCGGCGUCACUAAAUAAACCCAUGGAUUCGGCGACCAAGUCAAGUUUUCAAGAGUUCACUCGCUAUCAGAUGCAAUAUAAUUUGCAACAGCAACAAACCCAACAACAGCAGCAACAAAUUAUCUCCGAAAUUGCAAAUUCUUUGCCGGGCGCAUCACCCAACAACCAACCCAGUAACAACCACCACCACAAUCAGCAAUCAUCCACAACAAUAGCAGGUGGUAGUUCUACUGGUGGUGGAGUGGGAGUGGCAAACAUAAACCCAACGUCCUCAAACUCUGUAUCAGGAGGCAUAGGUUCUACCAGUCAAGGUGUCGAUGCUGCUCUGGUUGCCCAAGCAGUCGAUGACCUAACAGACCCCUUGAUAACGUUGUCUGAUUUGGAUGCUUUGACGACAAAUGAUUUAGAUGCUUUGUUGCCAACUUUAAGCUGUGAUAUUGAUUCAUCCCUUAGUUUGGAUGACAAAAAUGAAUUGGAAUCCUUGCUGCAAGAUGCGAAAGAUCUUGACUUGGAUCUUAUUGAGGGUAUGGAUAUUGAUGAAACAGCCGCUGCUGCUUCAUCACUAUUAGCGGGAGAUGAACAGCUGCCGCCACCAAAUGUUCCGCUAACAAUGCCGCAAAUGCAAACGCAGCAGCAAACUCAACAACAGCAACAACAUCAGCAAAGUUUGCAGCAACAGCUAAUGCAGCAGCAAAGCCAACAACAUCUGCAGCAGCAACAAAGGCAGUUGCAAAUGCCACAAAGUCAAAUUAUGCAGCAGCAGCAACAAUCUCAACAUAUUCUGCAGCAACGUUUACAACAACAGCAGCAACAGCAACAUCACAUAAACCAACAACAAAUUCUUGUGCCUCAAAAUCAGCAGCAACAACAAUUUCAUAUGACUUCAAGUCAUCAACAACAACAAUUUAUGAUAAACAAACAACAACAUCAACAGCAUUCAAAUAUUCUUUCUACUCCUGUCUCUAUCUCUGCUGCAGCUAGCAGCUCUCAGACAGCACCACCACCUCCUCCUCCUUCCGCGCAGCCGAAGCAGUUUCUUAUUAAUCCUCUAACCGGCGAACUAGAACCCAGCCCAAGUGAUGACAGCGAAACUGAAGCUGAACAAGAGACUCUGCAAUCUUCAUCUAAUUCCGCCCUCCAUAACAUCUCAAACGCUACCAAUACCUCCCAAGGAACAAAUUACACCCCGAAUAAUAGCACAAACAGCAUUUAUGAUUUGCUACCCAAUGCAUCAUCAUCGCAUUUCUCCGAAGACUCCAAUUCCAACUCGUGCAGCACUGCCAUUUCCAAAUUGUCGGCUGGCGAACAAAAUAAUGGAGGCUCCUCAACACCUCAGUUACUGGGAGCAGGUUCGGACACCGAACGUUCUAGAGACUCUUUAAUAUCGAAUAAGUCACAAAAGAAUAGAAAAUCGAAAGCCAAUAUGUCGUCAGCAGCAAACUUAAAUAUAAAUGCCAGUGUAGUUAGCAGUAAACCUGGUGAUAUGGGUUCUCCCAGAUCAAAUUCAUCGUCACCGUCUGUGGGAGCCAUGUUGGCCGGCGGCAGUACUUCAAGUAAAAAGUCUAAAACCAAUUUAUUAAGGGAGAAGCUGCAGCAGGGUCUAAGGGAGAAGAAAAGCAAAGAGGCAGCCAACGCUGGUGUGGUCAAACCAAAAAGGGAGAGAGCAAAAGCGGGCAGUAAAUCAAAGGCUGCUUUAGCUGCUGCCGCCGCGGCAGCUCAAUCACAAACACAGAGUCUUACUCAAAGUAAACAUAAUAGUGCAAUAGCAAGUCAUUUAUCGUCUGUUAACACGGCUACAAGCAUAAAUGUUACCAAUUCGAUGAUGAAUUCAGUGGAUGGCACCACAACCUCUUCAACUGUUGGUGGAGCAAAUGUGGCGGCAACAGAAAAAAUCAAAUUACGCCUGAAAUUGGGAAAAUCUGAACCCGUUUCACAGGCAUACAAAGUUGAUGUGACGUUUAGCUCGGAAAAUGUGCAACAACAGCAGCAACAAUCUCAACUAAAUGCUCAACAAUUGGCAAGCAGUGUAAUGCAACAACAACAACAGCAGCAAUUGCAUCAACAAAACCAACAACACCACACCACAUCGUCACCGUUUCAACAAAGUACUAAUCUAAAUACACCUCAGCAACAGCAUCAGCAACAACACUCCCUACAACAAAUGCAACAGCAAUUAACACACCAACAACAGCAAUCAUCCAUGAACCCGCCACAAUAUCAACAACAAGAAAAUCUUUUUCCUCAACCAUCCUCCUCGGCAACAUCAUCAGCGACAACUGGCAUAAACACCGCUUCUGUAGCGCCGGCGGGGGGUAAUUCUUCACCCGCCACAGAUGAGCCCAGAGUUCCUCCGCUACACAUUAGUUUGCGGGGAGGAAAAAAUUCUAUUGUUAUAAAAAAUUCCCGAAAAGAACGCAAGAAAACACAGAACGCGGCGGCGCAGGACAAUGAUUCUUCUGACAACAUCAACAAAACAAAAUCGCAUCUCAAACGUACGCACCUUAUUACAGACAAUACCUCUGCCAGUGCAACAACAACAGGUGAUGUAACCAUAGAUGAACAAAAUGCAACAGAUGCCAAACACUCCAAACUGGGACUAAUAAAUGCAACAAAAACCCCUACAACUCAAAUAAAUGGCAUGCCAAACACCACUUCUUCGGACAAGUUGGCUACUACAACAUCAUCAUCCACAACAACCACUUUAGUUGCGGGAAAAAAUGGUCUAACCAUAAGUGCCACAACAAUGAACAAUGCUACUACCAUGGAGGCUAAUAAAACCAACCAAAAUCUGUUGAUGGAUACACAAAGUUUGGGUUCCACCAAUUUGGGCACGGUCACCCACCUUCCACCCCAGCAAUUGCUACAACCCUCCACCCAACAGCAAUUGGCCAAAAUUACUUCUUUGCCAAAUAGCAUCACCCUAAGCACCAUAACGAAUCCCAAUACAGGAGGCGGCAGCGGCGGAGUCGGAUCGAAUUCGAAUAGUUUGCAAGUGAAACAUAAUCUGAAGACAACAGCCACUAUAACACCGAUACAGGGAAAACCUCUAACAAAAAACCAUAAGCCACCGUCGUAUAUAACGGCGGUACAACAAUUACAAUUGCAAAAACAGCAACAACAACAACAGUUAGCAGCUUUAGCCGAAAAGCAAACACAGCAACAGAUGAUAGCAGCAGCCGUAACAAUGCUACCAAGUGCAACGACUCUCAAACGAGUCGAAAUUACAAAAGUUGAGCGUAAGGAUGCCAUGGGUAAUGUGGAGCAUGUUCUGAUCAAAUCAAAUGAGCCGGUCACAACCACCUCAACAACAACUACAACAAUUAAGGCCAGCACUCAGAUUACAAAUUCUGCAACCACCUCAUUAACAGGAUCAUCAACAUCUUCAUCUCUGGUGACCACAAAUGCAAAGGCAAACAUUAAUGUGGUGGAAAGCAGUGCAGGCAAAACGGACAAUCUGGCUGCAACUAAACAAAAUGUAAUUAAUCAUCCCAUAAGUACUUCGACAACCACAGCAGCGGCAACAGCGACAGCCACAAUAGCAUCGUCAAAUGUUGCAGCCACAAAUUUAAACUAUAAUCAGUCAACGCUGGCAACUACUUUGCGCAACUCUCCUGCCAGUACGGGAGGAGGCACGCCAGCCCAUGCGAAUAGUGCGGGCGGAGAAGAUAGUGGCAUAGAAUCCAUGGAUGCAUUGUCGGAAAAGUCACCACACCAGCUUACAUCCAGCAGUCCCCAAUCCCUGCAACCUCAAAUCACUUCUGAGAAACCGCCCCAACAAAUACUAGCUAAAGGUCAAGCGACUGAAACUCUAAAGACAACUGAGGAAGUGGCAACUCAACUAACAUUGGCCGACGACGAAAUCGAAAAGGCCUUGGCUAAAAUGGAGGGUUUUACAGAUGAUGAUGACAAUAAUGUAUUGGAUGGGGAGAGUCUAAAAGAAAAAGAUGUCUCAAACUCCAAGGAACUACAGCAACAGAAAAUCAAUGGUGACCACUCCAUCUUCGAGGACGAUGUUAAAAAGCAAAAAGACAGCAAAGUGAUUUACAACAACAUACAUCAUCAUCACCACCACCACCAUCUUCAUCAUCAUCUGGACGAGGAUGAUGAUGACGAUGAGGAUCUUAUUAAAAAUCUCACUGCCAGUAUUAUUGAAGAACAUGAAGCGGGCGAAAAGGCAGCCAAAGAGAAGUUAGAAAAGGAACGAAAAGAAAAAGAAAAAUUAAAUAUUAAAGAACUUGAAGAAGAGCAAAGGCAACGGGCGGCAAAUAAAUUAAAAUUAAGAGACAUCAAAAACGAAGAUUUCGAGGAAAAAAUUACCAACACCACAACUAUUAUAAAAAAAGAUGACUCUAUUAAAAUCGAAAUCAAUUGUAACAAUAAUAACGAUAAAGAGCAAACAUUAGAUACAAAGAAAAUUUCCCUAGAAACUCUUAACAAAGUUGAAGAAAACAAAGAAUCCAACAAGGAGCUGCAAAAAGACGUUGUAAUUAAUAAACAAAGCGAAACUAUAAACUCAAGUCUAGCAACGCCCAUAUCGAUAGAAAUACCACAGGCAACGGAUAUGGAUUCACCUCGCAUAAGAACAAGAGCCAGCAGCCGUUUGGGUAGCCCCAUGGAUGUGGCAAAGUCGAGUCCAUCUAUGGACACCACCAACCCAACCACACAACCAUCUCUGCUUACAAAUAAGCAUGUUAUUUCUACCAGAUCUUCAAGUCAUAGCCAUGAACGAGUCAGUCUAAGUCCAAAACUGCAGCAAGCUAAUUCGUCCUCUAGCACCAGCACAAAUACCAACACCCAUAACAGUUCGGCAAACUCUAACUCUAACACCAACACCAGCCAAACGCAGCCAUUACAAAAUCAUCAUAAACGAAAAAGACAAGAAUCUGAAGGUGGUAGUAGUAACAGUGGUGGAGCUAGUGAAAAUGAUCCCAAAAGAUCCCGUAGUGGUAGUACAAGUGGCAGCAGCGCUGUCGCCUUACUAAACCACACGGAAACUACAAAUAAUAAUAAAAAAACCGAUGAUGGAGGAGUUGUAAAAAAUACCACUGCUACGACAAAGAAGAUUGAAGAAUCCUCUGAUUCAGAUGAACCUCUAAUAGAGGUGGCUGGCAAGGUCAGAAAUUCUAAAGCAGCAGCUGCUGGCAGCAUUGAUAAUAGUUCAUCAUCAUCUCCUAACAUUAAUUCGUCAACAUCAACAUCAAUUGUGGACAGUGCAUCGGAAAAAGUAACACGUAAUAGUCGAUCACAUCAACAACAAAAUAAAACAUCUACAAACAUGUUGUCUACGGCUGUUGGCAAUGAAACCAGUUUGAAUUCUGUGACUUCUAAUGCGGCAAAAGUUCCAAAAGUAAAUAACAGUCAUGCUGGUCAAACGAACAGUCAUACAAAUAAUUCAGCUGCUGUUGGUUCCAAUAACACAUCUGUUUUAACGUCGAAUUUAACAACAACAACAACAUCGACACCAACAUCAAACUCAUCGGUUACAUCAACACCAACGCAUGCUACACGCGGAGCGAGCCAUGUUUCUGCUGUCGCUACCGGAGCAACAACACAUGCCGCAUCAACGAAUCAUGCGGCCAAUGUUAACAACAGCGUCAAUAGUCCUAGUGAUGAGAAAAUCGGUACCCGACGAAGUGUUCGAGCUUCGGCGGCAGCAAAUAAAAUGAUUUACACCAGGGGCAUCCAUAAUAACGCCAAUAAUAGUAGUGGCGGCAAUAGUAGUGAGACACCUGGAAAAAUGGCAGGCAAAUCAAGCACAUUAAAUUCUAGUUCUGAGAGCGUGGCAGAGGCUAGAAGAAAAACACGCAGUGCGGGUGUAGGUGAAGCUGUUUUAACUGAAGGUCGUCGCAGAAGAGGCUCCAGAGACUAUAAGUGACCAUUGUCUUGCGACUCGGCUACAGGUUCUGAGGAUAAAUUCGAAUUUUAUAUUUUCCAUGAUGACGAGGACGAUGAUG